Molecule: messenger RNA, 1063 nt
Organism: Vanessa tameamea
Lineage: Eukaryota; Metazoa; Arthropoda; Insecta; Lepidoptera; Nymphalidae
Gene: TfIIFbeta
Product: general transcription factor IIF subunit 2
Exons: 4
Coding region: 114-929 (271 amino acids)
Biological process (GO): transcription by RNA polymerase II; transcription initiation at RNA polymerase II promoter
Cellular component (GO): transcription factor TFIIF complex
Source: RefSeq, a predicted model, not a curated record
GACAAAGUUAACUAGCACAUCAAACAGGGGUUUAAGCUUUGUUUUAUUUGAUAUUGAGAAUUAAAUAAGAAUUUGAGAACUUAAUAUCAAACAGCUAAGAGUACAUAUUCCUAAUGAGUAAUCCAAAUAGUGUGCCUCACCUCGAUCGCGAGUUAGAUUUAUCAAAUACAGGUCGUGGUGUCUGGCUUGUUAAAGUACCAAAAUAUAUCGCUAACAAAUGGGAUAAGGCGCCGGGCGACAUAGAAGUGGGAAAAUUAAAGAUAUCACGUAUUCCUGGACAAAAAGCCCAAGUUCAGCUGUCCUUAUCAGAGGGAGUUUUAUGUCUUAAAGAUCCUGGAGAACAAACUAUACCAAAGGAACAUCGUCUUGACGUGUCCAACGUGACAAGACAAUCCUUAGGGGUGUUCUCUCAUGCAGUCCCUAAUACUGAUGCUGUUGUACCUGAGUCUGAGAAACUUUAUAUGGAAGGUAGAAUAGUACAGAAAUUAGAAUGUAGGCCAUAUGCUGACUCUAUUUACUAUAAAUUAAAAUCAGAAUCCAUAAGGAAAGCUUCUAUGCCACAAAGGCAAGUGCAACAAUUAGAAAGAAUAGUACAGAACUUUAAACCUAUAUCAGAUCAUAAACAUAAUAUUGAAUAUCAAGAGAAAAAGAAAGCAGAGGGUAAAAAGGCUCGUGAUGACAAAGAGGCAGUCCUCAAUGUUCUCUUUGCAGCAUUUGAAAAACAUCAGUAUUAUAACAUUAAGGAUCUUCAAAAGAUUACGAGACAACCAAUUGUGUAUUUAAAAGAGAUUUUGAAGGAAGUAUGUAAUUAUAAUUUGAAAAACCCACAUAAAAAUAUGUGGGAAUUGAAGCCAGAGUACAGACAUUACAAACAGGAAGUUCCUGUAGAACAAAAGGAAGAAAAAAGUCAGAGUUCUGAUAGUGACUGAAUGACAUUACACAAAUAGACUUUGUAGACAUUUUGUCUAUAUACAAAUAAUAAUUAAUAUUAAUAAGAAAUAAAUGUUAGGCAGUACAUUUUGAUGAAGACUGUUUUAAAUAAAAACAAUUUAUAAAUUCAUAA